Molecule: messenger RNA, 626 nt
Organism: Felis catus (domestic cat)
Lineage: Eukaryota; Metazoa; Chordata; Mammalia; Carnivora; Felidae
Gene: BAX
Product: BCL2 associated X, apoptosis regulator
Biological process (GO): release of cytochrome c from mitochondria; positive regulation of apoptotic process; mitochondrial fusion
Cellular component (GO): mitochondrial outer membrane
Molecular function (GO): protein homodimerization activity; channel activity; protein heterodimerization activity
Source: RefSeq, marked provisional
GGGCGGACCCGGCGAGAGGCGGCGGCGGGAGCGGCGGUGAUGGACGGGUCCGGGGAGCAGCCCAGAGGCGGGGGGCCCACCAGCUCUGAGCAGAUCAUGAAGACAGGGGCCCUUUUGCUUCAGGGUUUCAUCCAAGAUCGAGCAGGGCGAAUGGGGGGAGAGACGCCCGAGCUGGCCCUGGAGCAGGUGCCCCAGGACGCGUCCACCAAGAAGCUGAGCGAGUGUCUCAAGCGCAUCGGAGAUGAACUGGACAGUAACAUGGAAUUGCAGAGGAUGAUCGCAGCUGUGGACACAGACUCCCCCCGCGAGGUCUUUUUCCGAGUGGCAGCGGAGAUGUUUUCCGAUGGCAACUUCAACUGGGGCCGGGUCGUUGCCCUCUUCUACUUUGCCAGCAAACUGGUGCUCAAGGCCCUGUGUACCAAGGUGCCCGAGCUGAUCCGGACCAUCAUGGGCUGGACACUGGACUUCCUUCGAGAGCGGCUGCUGGGCUGGAUCCAGGACCAGGGUGGUUGGGACGGCCUCCUCUCCUACUUUGGGACACCCACGUGGCAGACAGUGACCAUCUUUGUGGCCGGAGUGCUGACUGCGUCACUCACCAUCUGGAAAAAGAUGGGCUGAGGCCACCA